Messenger RNA from Olea europaea var. sylvestris, 2024 nucleotides. RefSeq lists its product as uncharacterized. Bases 1 to 1281 code for a protein of 426 amino acids. The transcript has 2 exons. The record is from RefSeq and is a predicted model, not a curated record. NCBI's taxonomy places the organism in Eukaryota, Viridiplantae, Streptophyta, Magnoliopsida, Lamiales, Oleaceae.
AUGGUAUCAGAGCAUGAGAAAGAGGGAUCCAAUUCUGAAAAUACAGAUCCUUCCCCAAAUACAAAUCAAAACCAAAACCAACAGCAAACAGGUGGAAGCAACACGUCAAUUUUCCAUGAUCCAGUCCAUCCUAGCAGUCCCUACUUCAUUGGCAGCAAUGAUGGAAGUGCUACUGCACUGGUCAGCCAUGUUUUAGACUCUACCAACUACUAUUCCUGGGCUCGAUCGAUGAAGAGAGCCUUGAGGAUUAAGAACAAGCUUGGCUUUAUCGAUGGCACCCUCUGCGAGCCCAAAGAUCAGAAUGACCCAUUAAUGGAACAUUGGUUAAGAUGUAACGAUAUUGUCAUAAGCUGGAUGCAAAAUGCCAUGGCAACAGACAUCAAAAGCAGUACCAUCUAUGCUGAAACUAUUCAUCUCCUUUGGCUGGAUCUUGAGCAACGAUUCUCACAACAAAAUGCUCCACGAAUUUUCGAAGUUAAAAAGGACAUCACCACCUUGAUGCAAAACCAAGAUUCUGUAAGUGUAUAUUUUUCCAAACUCAAAAUUCUACUUGAUGAACUGAUGAAUUAUGAGAGCAUACCUAACUGCACAUGUGGGGGAUUGAAUGUUGUAGUUCAAAAUCAGCAAAGAGACUGUGUUAUGAAGUUUUUGAUGGGAUUGAAUGAAACUUAUAAGGAAAUUAAGGCUCAAAUUCUGCUAAUCAAACCUUUUCCUAACUUAAGUGAGGUAUAUUCCUUAGUCCAGCAAGAAGAGAAAAGAAGGGAAAUAUCUAAUCCAACUCCUACAAAUGCUGAUUCCAUGGCACUUCUCAGUAGAAGGAAUUUUAGAGAAAGAAAUGGCCAAAACUCUUCACCACACAGAAAGGAUAAGUAUUAUUGCACUUACUGCAAAACUGCUGGGCACUCACUUGAACGAUGUUUUAAAGCAAAUCCAAAUAGGCCUAUCUGCAACUACUGUCAAAUGCCAGGACAUGGAACAGAUAAAUGCUACAAGCUUCAUGGGUUCCCACCAGGACAUAGCCUCAGUGAUAAGGGAAAAUUGGCUGCCAAUGUAGCCACUGCAAGUGUAGGCUCGAACAGGGAGGUGGUGAAAGACAGAGGCCAAGUAUCUUUAAGUCUUGAGCAAUACUCUCAGCUGCUAGCACUCCUCAAACCAACAGACAAUUCCCAGAACUUCACUCCAACACCAUCCAAUGCCCAAAUCCUCACUUCAACCCUUUCUGAGGAAAGCAACAAUAAAAUGUCUGGACCUUUUGACUUGGAAAAUGAUUGGAAUGGGUGAGGUGAAGGAUGGAUUAUACCAUAUGCUGAGAAAAUCGAUCACUUCCUCAACUCUAUCAGAAAUCCUCAAUCAAAUCAAGUGUUCUCUCUCUGCCACUACUACAAAUAAACAUGAGGACAUCGAUCUAUGGCAUUAUAGACUAGGUCAUUCCUCAUAUUCCAAUUUUAGUCCUGAUAGUAAUGUUCACCUAACACCAUCAUCUAAUCCCUGCGCCAUCUGCCCUCUAGCCAAACAGCACAAGUUACCUUUCAAUGUAAGCAACAGCAAGACUAGAAAAUGCUUUGAGCUAAUUCACUGUGAUAUCUGGGGUCCUUGUAAGGAAUUGAGCAGAGAUGGUUCUAAAUAUUUUCUGUCUAUUGUAGAUGAUUUCAGUAAGUGCACGUGGAUUUAUAUGUUAAGGCUAAAGUCUGAUGCUACUACUGCUUUACAAAAUUUUUGUGCCAUGAUAGAAACCCAAUUUGAAGCCAAAAUAAAGACAAUUCGAACAGACAAUGGAGGGGAGUUCAAUAUGACCCAAUUUUAUUUAACAAAAGGCAUAAUACAUCAAAGAAGUUGUGUUGAAACACCUGAGCAAAAUGCAGUGGUUGAGAGAAAGCACCAACACAUUUUGAACAUAGCACGAGCCUUAAAAUUCCAAAGUGGGCUGCCUCUAAAAUACUGGAAUGAUUUUGUCCUUACAGCAGUUUAUCUAAUUAACAGGACACCAACUCCCAAUUUAAAUCAUAAAAGUCCCUUUGAGAUAC